AUGUCACACCCACAAGGGGACGCUAAGGUAGGAGAGGACUACACCAAGUUCACCAUCCCCAUACACCAAAUCUUAGCCCAAGUGAAAGACAAACCUUGGGUAAGAAGGCUGCCACCCUUGAAAGGAGAUCCAAACAAGAGGGAUACUAGCAAAUAUUAUGCCUUCCACAGGACGCACGGACAAACUACGAACAACUGCUUCGCUUAG
Prunus armeniaca (apricot) is the source of this 207-nucleotide messenger RNA. Lineage: Eukaryota; Viridiplantae; Streptophyta; Magnoliopsida; Rosales; Rosaceae. The record is from the annotation of a GenBank genome assembly.